AUGACAUCUUUGAACAUUUCUGAGGUCUCGUCCAAGGACGUAAAAUCGGAGAGCGACAAGGCUGUAAGCCUCGAGGGUGACACCAGCACCACCGAGCAGACGACGCAAAUGGACGGCACGAGUACAAAAGAAUCAUCUCCUACAGCGGGGAGUCAAGAAAAAGAAACAGACUCAACAGAUGCCUUGGGUUCUCGAAGACACAUUCUCUUCGCCGCAGUGUUUAUUUCGACCCUGCUCAUGGCCCUCAACGGUUCGAUCAUUUCGACGGCCAUUCCACAAAUCACAACACAUUUCAACUCUCUCAAAGACAUUGGCUGGUACGGAAGUGCUUAUCUAGUGGCAACGUGCGCUAUGCAACCUCUUGUCGGCAGGAUCUAUACCCAUUUUCCCAUCAAAUACACAUAUCUCACAUUCGCUGCCAUCUUUUCGAUCGGAUCUCUGGUUUGCGCCACUGCCCCUUCGUCCAUGGCCCUCAUCAUCGGCAGGGCUGUGCAAGGGUGUGGUGGUGCCGGCAUUAUCAAUGGAGCCUUUGCCGUAAUAGCUGCGGUGGCUUCCAAGGAUAAUCGGCCUCUACUCAUAGGUAUCGCUGUCAGCCUAUCAUCGGUUGGGACCGUCAUCGGGCCUCUGGUUGGCGGUGCUCUGACACAAAAUGUCUCGUGGAGAUGGUGCUUCUAUGUCAACCUACCACCUAGCGGCCUAGUGAUAUGCACCCUCAUCUUGUUGCCAAUUCAGGAACAGAUCAAGAAGGAGCCCGUGAGGGCCAACUUCAAAGCCAUCGUCACGAAAGAGCUCGAUCUCGUGGGAUUUGUUAUCUUCGCCCCAGCCUGUGUCAUGUUACUGCUCGCAAUGAUAUGGGGUGGCAACCAGUACCGAUGGGACUCCUCUGUCAUCAUCGGCCUCUUCUGUGGCGCGGCUGGCACAUUCGCCGUCUUUGUUGCCUGGGAGAUUUUCAAGGGCGACAAGGCCAUGAUACCUCCGGCAAUUGUCAGGAAUCGGCUUGUGGUCUUUGGGUGUUUGACUUCGUUCCUUCAAAUCGGCGCCCUGUUGUCGCUAAGCUACUAUCUUCCGGUGUGGUUUCAGGUUGUCAAGGACGAAAGCCCGUUAAUGAGUGGAGUAAUGGUACUUCCGACGGCCAUUGCGCAGGCCAUAGGGGGCAUAACAGCUGGGAAGCUAGUGCAGAUUGUUGGCUACUACACACCAUGGGCACUUCUCGGUUGUGUCCUGACCUCCAUUGGGUCCGGGCUGAUGACCACAUUCACCCCUUCCACUGGCGCUGGACCCUGGAUCGGGUACCAGAUACUUGCAGGAACGGGAAGAGGCUCCGUGGUACAAAUGCCACUCACCGCAAUCCAGAACCUUUUGCCGCCAAAGGAAGUCUCGAUAGCAACCUCGCAGAUCUUCUUUUGGCAGUACCUCGGAGGAGCCAUUUUUCUCGCCGUCGCCGAGACGAUUUUUACAAACUCGCUGCGAUCGUCGCUGAGGACUUAUGUCCCGGGUAUCAAUCCCGAGAGCGUCAUUGACGUGGGUGCCGCCGCCGUGCGAUCGAGCGUGCCCCAUAGUCAGCUCGAAGGCGUCCUCCGCGCGUAUAACCACGCCCUCGUGUCCACAUUCUAUCUCGCUGUCGGGGCCUCAUCUGCUGCGUUUCUAACGAGCUUCGGUAUGGGGUUCCAAAGGCUGCCUAAGAAGGAGAGCAAGAAGAAAUCUGAGGAGAACGAUGUGUAG
Fonsecaea nubica is the source of this 1722-nucleotide messenger RNA. RefSeq lists its product as hypothetical. Lineage: Eukaryota; Fungi; Ascomycota; Eurotiomycetes; Chaetothyriales; Herpotrichiellaceae. The transcript is spliced from 10 exons. Bases 1 to 1722 code for a protein of 573 amino acids. The record is from RefSeq and is a predicted model, not a curated record. Gene Ontology annotation, biological process: transmembrane transport. Gene Ontology annotation, molecular function: transmembrane transporter activity.